ACAGCUCGCGCUCUGCACGACAGGAAUGGUGAUGUUCUCGGGGAGGGUGGCAUUUUUUCCAUCCAUCCUGUAACCUAUCCCUGGGCCAUGAGGCGCCCGGAAGCAGGACAGUAAUUUGGCCACACUUAAAGGUGUUUUAAUUACAAAUAAAAUAGCCGAGGACGUGGCCAGCCGUCGGAAAUCGGGCUUAAUUCAUCGCAAGCCAAUGCAACCUCAGCAAUUGUACGCAGCUCCGGGUUUGCUCGGUCAGUGACGUGAGUGAAAGAGCGUGAAAUGGAUUGAGUUGCAGUGAGAGAAAUUGGAGCAUCACAUUCAAUCGUAAAGGGAGGGAAAGAAGAGAGCACGAAGGAGCCUUGCUGCUUUUUAUGAAAUUUGUCCAAUUUGUCAUAGAAAGUGUGUUCCCGAUCCCGUGCCAGGAUGAUGUCGCCAAAAGACAAGCCCAAGAAGAGGCCCCCCAAAGACAGCAUGACCCUUCUGCCUUGCUUCUAUUUCGUAGAGCUGCCUAUCGUGGCCUCCUCCAUGGCGUCGCUGUACUUCCUGGAGCUGACGGACGUGGUGCAGCCGGCGCAGGUGGGGUUCCACUGCCACGACCGCACGCUCAGCAUGCCCUAUGUCGAUGGCGGAGAGGAGCUGAUCCCGCUGCUCAUGCUGCUCAGCCUGGCGUUCGCCGGCCCCGCCGCAGCGAUCAUGAUGGGGGAGGGGCUACUGUACUGCAUGCAGUCCAAGCUGAAGAUCCGUCCGGGGGCGGAGGGCAGCAUCAACGCCGGGGGGUGCAAUUUCAACUCCUUCCUGCGGAGGACGGUGCGCUUUGUGGGUGUUCAGAUCUUCGGGCUCCUUGCUACUGCCCUGGUGACUGAUGUGAUCCAGCUGGCCACGGGCUAUCCCACCCCCUUUUUCCUGACUGUGUGCAAGCCCAACUACACGUCCCCCGGGGUAUCGUGUGACAGGAACUCCUACAUCACGCGGGACAUCUGUUCGGGUCGAGACCAGCACGCCAUCCUUGCCGCAAGGAAAAGUUUUCCGUCCCAGCAUGCCACACUGUCUGCAUUUGCAGCCGUUUACAUAUCCAUGUACUUCAACUCCACCAUCUCGGACAGCACCAAGCUGCUGAAGCCGGUGCUGGUGUUCGCCUUCUCCAUGGCGGCGGCGCUGACGGGCCUGACCCAGAUCACCCAGCACCGCAGCCACCCCGUCGACGUCUACGCGGGCUUCCUCAUCGGAGCCGGCAUCGCCGCCUACCUGGCUCUUUACGCGGUGGGAAAUUUCAAAUCCUCAGAUGAGGCUGUCCCUAAACCGGCUCAGCCCACCCAACCCCCUCGGAAGGACGCCCUGAGAGCCCUCACCCAGCGGGGCCAUGAUUCUGUCUACCACAAGGGCGCCAGCUCAGAGAGCAACGAUGAGCUGUCGGUGCCCCAGCGGGCGGAGGGGCGGAGCCGGCAGGCCCGGAGGGAGAAGGUGUCUCUGGGCAGCCUGAAGCGGGCGAGCGCGGAUGUGGAGCUGCUCGCCCCACGCAGCCCAAUGGGGAAGGAGACCAUGGUCACCUUCAGCAACACCCUCCCCCGCGCCAACUGCCCCACCCUGCCCGAGGACCCCGCCCGCCGACCCCUGACCUUCCUGGUGCCCCCUGACCCCGUGCGUUCCCAGCAGCUGGUGUCCGAGUGGAAACAGAAGUCCCUGGAGCUGAGGGGGGCGGGGCCCUGGGGUGAGGAGGGGAGGGAGGGCAGCGUACACGGCUCUGAUGCCGGGGAGAGCCGCAUGGAGGAGGAGUGGGCCAUGCCCUCCCCACUCUACCCCAUGGUGCAGGCGAAUCGAGGCGUUGCUGUGGCGUCGCCAGCCCCCGCGGGCACCAGGGUCGCGAUCCCGGCCCGACCUGUUGUCCCGCCUCUGGUGCACAUCCCGGAGGAGGCGGUAGGGCCCCCGCCUGUGUCGCCGAAGAGUGCCACCACCAGGGCCAAGUGGCUGUCCAUGACGGAGCAGGGCGGGGCCGCGGGAGUCGCCCCUGGUCCCCUCCGGCCGCCGGGCCAGCCGCGCGUGGCUCAGGUGAUCGCCAUGUCCAAGCACGAGGGCCGGGUGUCCGUCACGCCCCGGUCCUCGGAGACCGCCUCCUCCUGCGCCUCCUCCACCUCCAGCUCCGAGUCGGCCUGCUGCCGGGCGCCCGAGCGCGACUGCUCUGGCAUCGUCACCGUCAACGCCCACGCCCCCCACCACCCCGUCGUGCACCUCUCCCCGGGGAACGGCGCCCCCUGGUCUUGGAGGACCUCCGCCAACGGCAGCAGCACCGACAUCCGCGAAUCCCGCGAACCCGCUGACCACGGCCAGGAGUGUCCCCGAGAUCCCCGCCCUGCCAAAAGCCUCUCUCCCGCCUCCUCCAUCUGUGACCCCAGCCAGGACCCCCUCCCCCCUCCUCUCCCAGACCUGACGUCAGACGGGCUCACCCGCGAGGCCACCCCUCUAUACCCCAGCGGGGGCGAGCGGGCACCCCUCGAUCGAACGGGAUCUCUACUUCAACGAUCAUCAAACCAGCCGUCGCUUUAAUUACUUACAUUAACAGCAUUGCGGAAAAUGGCACAAACUGUUGCAGAAUGCAGCCCUCAUGUGAAUGAUUAGCGUCACCAUCAGUGUGUGCAGAUUGGUGGGGGAGGUCUACAUGCAAGAGGAGAGCCUUGGCCAGGUCACAGUAAGCAACGAGCGGAUACAUUCAGAAGAGCACAAGACACAUUUACAAGCUUGAAAGGGGCUGAAAACUGGUUCUUGAUUUGAAAAUCUAUCUAUAUUCUGCCUUGGAAAUCUAAAACGAGCACCAGGAAGAUUUUCACAGUUUGAACAGGCACAAAACCAUACUAUAAUACCCAAAGAAUCAGGAAACACGAACAUAUGUGCCAUUACCUGAGGCACUCAGCUGAAGCAUCUUCAGAACCAGAUCUCUACCUUUUCAUUGGCCUGGUGUUGUAGAUUAAUGGUGUACAGUACUUCUAUUGACCGCUUCAUCUCUUUUGUGAAGAAUAUUUGAUGGACAGAUGGCAAAGUCAGGAA
Molecule: messenger RNA, 3033 nt
Organism: Megalops cyprinoides (Indo-Pacific tarpon)
Lineage: Eukaryota; Metazoa; Chordata; Actinopteri; Elopiformes; Megalopidae
Product: phospholipid phosphatase-related protein type 3-like
Exons: 8
Coding region: 418-2535 (705 amino acids)
Biological process (GO): signal transduction; phospholipid metabolic process; phospholipid dephosphorylation
Molecular function (GO): phosphatidate phosphatase activity
Source: RefSeq, a predicted model, not a curated record